Messenger RNA from Penicillium antarcticum, 2787 nucleotides. Its product is annotated as glutamine amidotransferase subunit DUG2. Gene Ontology annotation, molecular function: peptidase activity; protein binding. Gene Ontology annotation, biological process: proteolysis; glutathione catabolic process. Bases 1 to 2787 code for a protein of 928 amino acids. The record is from RefSeq and is a predicted model, not a curated record. The transcript has 6 exons. NCBI's taxonomy places the organism in Eukaryota, Fungi, Ascomycota, Eurotiomycetes, Eurotiales, Aspergillaceae.
AUGGAUCUAGAAUCUGCGAGCGCCGCCUCCGACGUCGAGGAAGGCAGGAUCUGGGGUUCAGAUGCUCGAUCGCCUGAGACUCAAAGAAUCGACGAUGCCAGCAGUGCGCAUCCGUCGAGCGACUGCGGCAUCGGCCAUCGCGUUCUGGCGAGCCGCUCCGUUCUCGCUCUGGUCGUCGAUGAGCACUGUGUGUUUGCUGGUCUCCAGGGAGGAGACAUUGUUGCGUGGUCUCUCGAAACAUAUGAUCUCGUGCUCUCCGUACACGCACACAAAGAGAGCGUACUAGGUCUUUAUUUGUCCAAUGAUGGCAACCUUCUAUUUUCAAGUGGUGGCGACUCCGUUGUCAAUAACACAAGUAUUCAGUGGUGUGAUCUCUCCGAGGAAGGGUCAACGCUCAACCAGGCAUCAUCUACCCACCUAACUAAGCGGACACAUCGCUUCUUUGAUUCCCGCGGGCCGGACGGCACUCGUGCUCCGGGAUCAUUAGAUGGAUCCCAUGCCGUAUCUGAUGGUGGUCGCAUGUUGAGCUUCAAGCGGGAUCAUCACAAGCUUUUCGCCCACCAUGGCUAUGUCUACUCGAUGCUACUCGUCAAGGGACUGGUUGAAUCAGCUCCUUCCGAGGAGGUUCUGUUAACUGGUGCAGGUGAUGGUGUAGUCAAGCUGUGGCGGCUGGGCCAAGAGCCCGGAGCCUCUCCAUCUCAGAUUGCCAAGCUGCAGAACGGUAACCCUGUUCUUUCUGUCGCUGUGGAGGGAUCGUUGCUCUAUUGUGGCUUGGCAGGCGGUGCUUUAAACAUUUGGAACUUGGAUUCUCAGCAGCUCGUUAAGCGGAUCACCCGGCAUACUGGGGAUUUGUGGGCCGUGCACGUCAUUCAAGGUGUUGCAAUUUGUGGUGAUUCCAGUGGAACAGUCAAGAAAUUCAACUCGCGAUUUGAAGAGAUCGGUGGCUGGGUUGCCCAUGAGGGUACCAUGCUUGCCUCGGCCGCUGGCCGGUUCAAGGACCGCCAGAUCUAUGCCACUGGUGGAAAUGACAACUCAGUUGGUAUUUGGGAUUUGACUGAAUUCUUUAUGACCCAAGAAGAAUUACCACCAAUCAGCAACGAUGAAAUGGUCAACAGUCUUGCGAAGUUUGUUUCCUACAAGACCAUCUCAGCAAGUCCCAAAUUUGCCGGUGAAUGCAACCAAGGAGCUGCGUUCCUUCGCCGACACUGCAACUACCUCGGCGCCAAAACGAACCUUUUAACAACCGGACAGGAAACCAAUCCUAUCGUAUUCGCCAGGUUCAAUGCCACCUCACCUAACAAGGUUGACAAGACAAUCCUCUUCUAUGGUCACUACGAUGUUGUCGGCGCAGAGACGAACAGACCCAAGUGGAGAACUGAUCCUUAUCAGCUUACCUCUAUUAACGGAUUUCUCUAUGGUCGUGGUGUCUCUGAUAACAAGGGACCGAUUCUCGCAUCUCUCUACGCUGCAGCCGAUCUUGCUAGAACCAAGACCUUACGAUGCAACGUUGUGUUCCUCAUUGAGGGCGAGGAAGAGUCUGGAUCUCAAGGCUUCCAUGAGACGGUGCGCCGACACCAUGACCAGAUUGGAUCCGUUGAUUGGGUUCUCCUGGCAAACAGUUACUGGCUUGAUGAUUACAACCCUUGCUUGACUUACGGUCUUCGUGGUGUCGUUCACGCGAACUUGGUCGUCACGAGCGACCAUCCCGAUCUACACAGUGGUAUCGACGGUAGUACCCUUCUAGAUGAGCCAGUCAAGGAUAUCGCCAUGCUUCUAUCUACAAUUGUUGGUCGCAGGGGCCAGAUCAACCUACCCGGUUUCCACGACGCUGUUCGCCCUCUCACGGACGCCGAGCAGAAGCGGUUUGAGGCUAUUGCAGGUGUAUUGCUUCUCCAACACCCGGAGAUCCCUGACAGUCAAGCGCUUAUCAAGUCGCUUAUGCACCGUUGGCGUGAACCCUCGCUUACCGUCCACUCUGUGGAGGUUCCCGGCAGCAAGAGUCAUACGACAAUCGCCCGACGGGCCAAAGCGACCUUGUCUGUUCGCAUCGUGCCCGAUCAACAAGCAGACGAAGUAGCCGCAAACCUCACAGCUUAUGCGCAGGAACAAUUCGCUCUUCUUGACUCGCAAAACGAUCUCACAGUGGAGAUCACAGGCAAAUCAGACGCCUGGCUGGGCGACCCGGACAACGAAAUCUUCGCCACUCUGUCAGAGGCCAUCACCGCUGCAUGGAGCCAAAGCCAAGACAAUGUGAAACACCAGUACCCUCCCGUCUCCCAAAGUCCAAGCAACCAACCAGAAGCCAAGUCCAUCCCAACCAGAGGACCCAUCCCGACGCUCAUUCGCAAAGAUUCAUCCGACAGCCUGGCUUCGCAUGUCGAGCGGGUAAUAACCUCAACAACAACCUCAUCCGUCGGCAAAGAAGCAGCCAAACGCGCCGCACAAGCAUCAUCUACAGUACCAACCUCCUCAACCCUCACACAAAGCACACCCACAUCAUCCAAAGAAUCAGUCGCCUUGUCAAUUCGAACCGAGCCGGAAACCGACCCUACCGAUGUCAAGCCAUCACCGCCUCGCGCCGUGAAACCAAUGUUCAUCCGCGAGGGUGGCUCCAUCCCAACAAUCCGGUUCCUGGAAAAAGAGUUCUCCGCACCUGCUGCUAACCUCCCAUGUGGCCAAGCCAGCGACAACGCCCACUUGGAUAACGAGCGAAUGCGCGUGGAGAAUCUGUACAAGAGCCGCGAAAUCUUCCGGUAUGUCUUCGAGCAUUUGGUAGAUAAGUCAUAA